Periophthalmus magnuspinnatus is the source of this 4907-nucleotide messenger RNA. It is a transcript of the gene otud7b, whose product is annotated as OTU deubiquitinase 7B. Gene Ontology annotation, cellular component: nucleus; cytoplasm. Gene Ontology annotation, biological process: protein K63-linked deubiquitination; protein deubiquitination involved in ubiquitin-dependent protein catabolic process; protein K48-linked deubiquitination. Lineage: Eukaryota; Metazoa; Chordata; Actinopteri; Gobiiformes; Gobiidae. The transcript has 12 exons. Bases 247 to 2832 code for a protein of 861 amino acids. The record is from RefSeq and is a predicted model, not a curated record. Gene Ontology annotation, molecular function: K63-linked polyubiquitin modification-dependent protein binding; cysteine-type deubiquitinase activity; zinc ion binding.
GUGUUUGACGUUGUUGUUGUAAGUGCUGUAGAAUUACUUUGUCGGCGGUGCUCUCUUUAGCAAAUGUACGCCUUGUUUCUCGAGAGGUGCAGAAAAGUUGAUCUGUGUCUUGUUCCCGCGAGGAUGUGGCGUGCUGUGGGAAACUUACGAGAAUGCUGAGCUCGCAGACAGCGCGGCCGCGGACGGUGUGGCUGUGACAGGAGCACUUUCUCUCCUGGACACACAUCCGUCUGACUUGAUGAUCACAUGACCGUGGACAUGGACGCGGUGCUGUCCGACUUUGUCCGUUCCACCGGAGCUGAGCCGGGGUUGGCCCGAGACCUGCUCGAGGGGAAGAACUGGGACUUCACGGCGGCCCUCAGCGACUACGAGCAGCUCCGGCAGGUCCACGCGGUCAACCUCUCCUACUCCUUCGGCGAGGAGAGGGCCUUCGUGCCCCCAGACAAAGACAUGGCUCGGGUGGGUCGGCCACUUCUACAGAGGCAAGAGGAGGUGGUGCAAGCCACAGAGAAGCGCCUGUCCCGGGGCAUCUCCCAUGCCAGCUCCACCAUCGUGUCUCUGGCGCGCUCUCACGUCUCCACAGGGGGCACCAGUAGCGAGAACCUCCUGGACACACCUCUGUGCACGUUCCAGCUGCCCAACCUCACUGUGUACCGUGACGACUUCCGCAACUUCAUCGAGAGGGAUCUGAUCGAGCAGUCCAUGAUGGUGGCACUGGAGCACGCGGGGAGGUUAAACUGGUGGACGAAAGUCGUUCCGAACUGUCAGAAUCUAUUGCCAUUGGCGACUAGUGGAGAUGGGAACUGCCUGUUACACGCUGCUUCUCUAGGAAUGUGGGGCUUCCAUGACCGGGAUCUGAUGCUGCGGAAGUCCCUGUACGCUCUGAUGGACCACGGCCUGGAGAGAGAUGCCCUGAGACGACGCUGGAGGUGGCAACAGACGCAGCAGAACAAAGAGUCGGGGCUGGUUUACACAGAGGAGGAGUGGCAGAAAGAGUGGAAUGAACUGUUGAAGUUGGCCUCCAGUGAACCUCGAAUACACUACAACACAAACGGCACUAAUGGCACGGAGUCAUCAGAAGAACCAGUGUAUGAGAGCUUAGAGGAGUUCCAUGUCUUUGUCCUGGCACAUGUCCUCAAAAGACCAAUUGUUGUAGUGGCUGACACCAUGCUGCGUGACUCUGGAGGAGAAGCCUUUGCUCCUAUCCCAUUUGGAGGCAUAUACCUUCCUCUGGAAGUGCCAGCUGCGAAGUGCCACCGCUCCCCUUUGGUGCUUGCAUACGACCAGGCCCACUUCUCUGCACUGGUGUCCAUGGAGCAGAAGGAUGGCACCAAAGAGCAAGUGGUCAUCCCCCUGACGGAUUCAGAGCACAAGCUGUUACCUCUGCACUUUGCUGUUGACCCUGGGAAAGACUGGGAGUGGGGCAAAGAUGACACCGACAAUGUCAUGCUGGCGAGUGUGGCUCUGUCUCUGGAGGCUAAACUGCACAUGCUGCACAGCUACAUGACGGUCACCUGGCUGCCUCUGCCCUGUGAGCAGGCUCCUCUGGCCCAGCCUGAGUCCCCCACCGCCUCAGCUGGAGAAGACCCCCGCUCGCCCCCUGACUCUGAGUCUGACAAAGAGUCGGUCAGCAGCAACUCUAACGGCACCACAGACACCAGUGUCAACGGGGCAAAGAGCUCCUCCAAGGACAAGAGCAGGAAGGACAAGGCUGACAAGGAUAAGAAGAGGGCCGACUCUGUGGCCAACAAACUGGGCAGCUUUGGCAAAAGUCUGGGGAGCAAGCUGAAGAAGAAUGUGGGGGGCUUGAUGACUGGGAAGACUCCUGGAGCUAUGGGGCCCAAAGGUGAAGCAGCCGAAAAGAAGAAGGGCUCAUUCAGGAGCAGAAAGGACAGUAAGGACAGUCAGUCUGCCCCCACCUCAGAGGAGUCAUCCAGUGAGCGGCAAGCAGGCCACAGCAGCAGCAGCAGUGGGGGGAGCAGCACUGAAACUGACCCUUACAAGUACAGCGCUGACGUCAAGACCAGCCUGGGCAUCCUGCGCACUGCUAUGCAAGGCGAGCGCAAGUUCAUCCUGGCCAGUCUCCUCACCACCAGCAACCGCCAGCCCUUCCAAGAGGAGAUGAUCCAGCGCUACCUGCUGGACGCUGAGGACCGCUUCAGGGCGGAGCAGGAACAGCAGAAACGGGAGGCAGAGAGAAAGGGGGUCACCAACGGCCCCCACAAGGACAUGCUAGGGGGCACUGACCUCAGCUACCAGCCCUACGAGCACAAAGAGGAACCUGAGAACAAUUCUUUUAAGCCGACUCCCCUUGCCCCCUCCAUGUACUCUGCUGUGGUGCCCAUCCCCCGCCCCACCAUCAUAGACCCGCUCCCAGAGCCCCUGCCCCAGCACAUGCGCAUGGCUGUGGACAGCCGCCGACAGCUGGCAGGGGGCUCUCCUGCCUCGUACCCAGGCCUGCCGUCUUAUGCCACCUUACCUCGUCACUGCCCCUCUGCACAGGGCCCCCCCCACCCACAGUACAACCCUCCUGCCAGCCCAUCUCGCCUUGCCCCUCCCUACCCCCCAGAGUUCAAUACGCCGGACUAUCUUCGCUCUGAAUUAGCACCCCCAUACACUAAUGGCUUCCGGGACGUGCGCUCCAACUUGGACCCCCGGCUCGGGAUGCCGGUCAGACACUACUCUGUGGGCAGUGCGGGGGGACUGUCCACCCGCUGCAGGACACUGGACUGUCCCUACUAUGGACACCCUGAAACCAGUAACUUCUGCUCCUACUGCUACCGCGAGGAGUUGAAGAAAAGGGAGACAGAGCCAGCCAUACACCGGUUCUGAGGGAGCGAACAGUCCAAAUCGCUGAGUGGCCUUUUCCCACACAGAUAUGUGGAGUCAUGGGAUGACGUCUUUUUGUUUUGACUACAUUUCAGAAACACACUCAUCUUUGUUUUCUGAUGAACCCUGGUCUCAUGUCACAGCACACACCACAGUCUGAAGACCAACUUCAGAUUUUAAUCAUACAAUUUAGAAACUAUGGGAUUGUUAAGUGUGACGUCACAUACAGUGUAUUUCUCUCACUUCCAGGUCAAAGCAGACGUCAGCUUAAGAUUUGCUGACUUUGCUUUGAUUUGGCACUAUGCCAAAGUGCAGUUCUGCAUUAACAGGACAGAUAGGCUUUCCUUUCAUUCAUUUCUGUGUGAACAGAAUAUAAAGAAGAAGUGAUUGAAAUGACUAGUGAAGUUAAAUUAACAGCUGUUUUGUCUUGGAAGGUAAAAAGGCCCACCUAAACUCAGACUUCUAUCGCUGUUGUCGUUAAAUGAUUGCAGUCCAUUUGUGACACAGUGGGUCUUGGUUAUAUUAUGAUGACAUUGUAAACAUGUCCAUGUUUGUAAUCAGCUGACAGCCGCUGUGUGUGGCAUCAGCACUCAACAAUCUCAUCCUAAAACACUGCGGUAGGUGACAAACCAGCAUUGUCUCACAUUGUCCUCAGUGUGGCGCUGUUCCCACAUACAUGGUGCUUUGGAAUGCUUCAUCCCAUUAAACGCUCUAUACACUACAUUAGAUUUCUCUGGUGGUGCUGCUGUGCCAUGGACCCAGGGCCUCCCUACUGCUCUAGUACUGACACAGGGCCUGCUCUUAGGCCUUAGUUUGUUUGCUUGUUUGUUUGUUCACUACUGUUACUAGGCCUGGUGAGGAGGACUGUCACUACAGCAGGACAGUAAGGGAGGGAGGGAGGGAGGGAGGGAGUGAGCAGGCUAAGGGAGUUCUGCUGAAGGAUGCAACACUAAAUGUAUCUGACAUGACCCUUAGACAAGAGCAGCUUUCAUCUCAUCCUCCAGUGUUUCACAGAAUAUUGUUCAGUUUAACUCUGGAGCGACAGGCUUGCUGCCUCAGCAAUGUGUGUGCAGUCACAGUGUGUCUGUAGUCACAGUGUGUGUCUGUAGUCACAGUGUGUGUCUGCACACACAGGCCUACACUAGCUGCUCACAUAUAUAUUAGUUACACAAUUGAGUUACCAGGGGACUUGGCUUCAGAACAAGCUUCACUACUGGUCACACAAGAGUCAGGACACUGAUGUUACAUGCACGAUCCUCCAAACACUUUAUAUAACCACAGUAGCAGUAAUAAAGUACUAUUGGUUAUCUUCAAGUGUAGAUAUUGUGAGCCUAGCCUCUUUCACAUUGCUCAUAUAUAGUACUCAAUCUGAAAGGUCCAAACUGCUUCGCCCUGCAUUCAAAAUGCACUGUUUAGUUGAGCCUUGCACCGAACAGUGAUGAUGUCACAUUUGCACACUGACCAGGCCUAGGACAUCAGUGAUCCUGAGACAUUCUCUCUGAGGUCAUUAUCCCUUUGAUAGAUAAAGCACAACUCAUGCAAUUCACUGCCUUGUCCAACUGAGGGCGCUGCUGCUGCAUUUUAUGAUACUCUUUGUUUCUUUCAAAGUGAUUGGCACUUGUACUCUGCAUCUGCAUUACUAAACAGCAGUCCUAAAGUAUUUAUUUAGAUUUGAAAUGACACACCCCGCUCUGCUCUAACUCGCCUCUGGUUUGAAGUACAUGGUCAGGUCUAAUGCGGGCAUCUGCAGACCGCGCGCGCAGGCUACUCCUUUGUAUAUUUAUGAAUAGAAAACUUAGCAUUUAUUUUUGUAAGCCCAGUGUGGAGCGUGUGGAAGUGCGCGUCCCCCUCUGUCUGGACUCUUUACCUGUAGUUCCUGGAGAGGUGGAGUGAGCUGAGCUGAGGAGGACAGGAGCUGGGGGCGGGCUCUGUUUGUCUACUGGCUCUGAUUGGUCUGUUGACUGGCAGAGUCCUUAAGUGGUCACAGUCAAGUCGGGAGAGCAAACAUCAAAUCAUCUAUCUUCUAGUUUGUUCAAUUUUCAUUUUUUUUGCACCCUUCAAAUAAAUUUAUUGUAUUU